AUGAGUGCUGGUGUUUCAGUAGACGAUGCAAUAAAUAAUGUGAAUGUAAGUUUUUCCGAUUUUUUUUUGUAAAAUCAAAAAUCAAAGUUACAGCUACUAGAUUCACUGGUUCUACCGGAUGAUUUGCCAGAUAUUGAAGCGCGUGCUCUUCCGCUGUUAUGUAGAUCAAAUUUCGAUACAAAUUUCGAAGAUCGAAGCGCAUUUGUAACAGGAAUCGCAAAAUAUAGUGAAGAAGCAACAAGACAUGCACAAUUUGUAAGGGUUUUCAAAAUGGAAUUUCUGAAUCAAAAAUACAACAUUCAAAUUCUUGUUUCCAGAAUGAUAUGUUGGCUGACGGUUUGAAACACGCUGCAAAUUUAUACACGUGGAGAUGUUGUUCUCGAGCAGUUCCGAUGGCAAAAUCAAACGAUCAACCAAAUCGCACUGAAAUCAAUGAAAUGGUCGUGAAUGUUUUGAGACCAGAAGUCAAUAAAUUGAGUUGUUUCAUGCGAUUCACGCUAACCGCAAUUCAAAAAUUUUGCGAAGAAUUUCGACGACUUUGUCAUGCUGAAAAACGCAAAGAUUUUGUGUCCGAAGCCUAUCUUCUAACCCUCGGUAGAUUUAUAAAUAUGUUUGCGGUUUUGGAUGAAUUGAAAAAUAUGAAAGCAUCGAUCAAAAAUGAUUUCUCAACAUAUCGUCGAGCAUCACAAUUCUUGCAAACAAUGUCUGAUACUCAAGCAAUUCACGACAUGCAAAAUUUGAGCAUGUUUCUAGCGACACAGAAUAAAAUCAAAGAUGAUCUCAAACUUCAAAUGAAAACCAUCGAAGGUUAUGAGGAAUUAUUGGCGGAUGUUGUGAAUAUUUGUGCGCAUAUGUAUGAACAUCAAUUAUAUUUAUCACCCAAUGAAAAACACAUGUUUGUUAAAGUCAUCGCUUUUUCACUGUUUUUGAUGGAUGGAGAUGUUGGACAUGUUGCAAAAUUGGAUCAGAAGAAGAGGUUGAGUAUUCAGAGACUUGAUAAGAUUUUUAAGACACUUGAAGUUGUUCCGUUGUAUGGUGAUAUGCAGAUUCAACCGUUUGCUUUUGUCAAAAGAAGUUCGCAUUAUGAUGCAAGUAAAUGGCCAUUGAGUGAUAAAGAAUGUGAGUUUUAUGGGAUUUUUCUGGCUUUUUAGGCGCUUUUUCUUGUGAAUUGAGACCUGAUUCUUGAAAAUUGCAUUCUCUAGGCUUCACUGCUUGACUUAGAUGCUCUCAAGGCCCGGCUCUUUGAAAAUUGCAUUCUCUAGGCUUCGCUGCUUGACAGAAGUUUUCAAGGGUCGGAUCCUUGAUAAAUAGAACCUCUAGGCGCUGAACCUUGAAAAUUGAAGUUCCUAGGCUUCGCUACUUGACUUAGAUGCUCUCAAGGCGCGGUUCCUUGAUAAAUAGGUUCUCUAGACGCCGCUCCUUGAAAAUUGCAUUCUCUAGGCUUCGCUGCUUGAAAAUUGGAUUCUCUAGGCUUCGCUGCUACACAUAGAAGCUCUCAAGGCACGGUUCCUUGAUAAAUAGGAUCUCUAGGCGCAGAUCCUUGAGAAUUGAAUCUUCCCUAGGCUUCGCUGCUUGACUUUUAAGCUCUCAAGGCGCGGCUCCUUGCUAAAUAGGAUCUCUAGACGCCGCUCCUUGAAAAUUGAAUUUUCUAGGCCUCGUUACUUGACUUAUAAGCUCUCAAGGCGCGGUCCCUUGUUACAGUGAACCUCUAGGCGCUGAUCCUUGAAAAUUGAAUUUUCUAGGCUAUGCUACUUGACUUAGAUGCUCUCAAGGAACGGCUCCUUGCUAAAUAGGAUCUCUAGACGCCGCUCCUUGAAAAUUGAAUUUUCUAGGCUUCGUUGCUUGACAGAAGUUUCCAAGGGUCGGAUCCUUGAUAAAUAGAACCUCUAGGCGCUGAACCUUGAAAAUUGAAUUCUCUAGACUUCGCUACUUCACAUAAACCAUAAUUUCCAGCCGACAAAUGCCACGUAAACAUCGUUGAAAAACUCCGAACAAUUCGCGCCGACCACGAAAGCUAUGUAACCCAAUUCGCCAAAAUCAACAACGAAGUAGCGAUCUGCGAUCGGCCCGGAACCGAUCUCGAAUACCGCGAACUCACAUCUCUCGCCCUCUCCGGCAUCCAACUUCUCUGCCAAUGGUCGUGCGCAGUUGUCGAAACAAUCAGUUGGAAACUUUUGCAUCCAACAGACCCGCGAGAUAAUCGAGAUUGUCCAGAAAGUGCGGAAGAAUACGAGAGAGCCACCAGAUAUAAUUAUUCGCCAAUCGAGAAAACUGCACUGAUUCAAGUGAUUGCUAUGAUUAAAGGAUUGCAAUCUUUGUUAGGAAAAAUGGAGCCGGAAAUGAGUAGCUCGAUCAGAAAAUGUGUUUAUAUCGAAUUACAAUCUUUUGUUCAACACACAAUCAAUGAACCCCUCCAAAAAGCGAAUAAAAACAAAAAAGAUCUUCUGGCAAGUAUAUUUCAAUCUGUAAAAGACUCGAUAUCUGAUGUUGGAUAUGAAAUGAAUCGAAUAAUUGAUCCAAAGAAGAACAAGAAAACGAAAGGAGAUUCGGCGAGCUCGUCAAGUUCAGAUGUUCGAAUUCCAAGGAGAACAGCUCCACCUGGAAGUACACAAUUAUAUAUGGCAAGAACACAAUUAGAAUCGUUGAUUUCGGAUAAAUUGUGUGGGGGUAAAAAAGAUUUUGCGAAAAGAAUUGGACUCGAAAACAAUUGA
Caenorhabditis angaria is the source of this 2711-nucleotide messenger RNA. NCBI's taxonomy places the organism in Eukaryota, Metazoa, Nematoda, Chromadorea, Rhabditida, Rhabditidae. The record is from the annotation of a GenBank genome assembly.